This is a messenger RNA of Guyanagaster necrorhizus, 282 nucleotides long. RefSeq lists its product as uncharacterized. The record is from RefSeq and is a predicted model, not a curated record. NCBI's taxonomy places the organism in Eukaryota, Fungi, Basidiomycota, Agaricomycetes, Agaricales, Physalacriaceae. The coding region runs from base 47 to 217 and encodes 56 amino acids. The transcript has a single exon.
ACCUCUGGAACGUCUACAGAACUAUGAACAUUAUUCUGAGGAACAAAUGUCAAAGAUAAGGACUCCGAACUCGCCGUGUUACCCGACCAGAUCUACUCUCGUUGGGUACGCCACGGUGCAGUACAGCAGCGCUCCCAUGCGAUGCGUGGAUGCAGAGCCGAAUGUGCUAAAGAAGGUAGCCCUGAACACUAUUCCUGUUUUGUGGGGUAAUCGCUGACACUCAGUGAGGACUAGGUCCUAUGGCGAGUGGCGAGACCAAUUUGUCCCUUCUCCUUUUCUGAA